Fusarium sp. VM40 is the source of this 1380-nucleotide messenger RNA. The record is from the annotation of a GenBank genome assembly. Lineage: Eukaryota; Fungi; Ascomycota; Sordariomycetes; Hypocreales; Nectriaceae.
AUGGCGAGUGGCCCUCGACGAAACAUCCCCUCUAGUCUUCAUAUUCCUCCCACCACCGCCAACUGGACCGUCACCAAGACCGAUAUCGACGUUUACACCCGCGACAAGAUGGGUUCACCACUGGGCUCUCCCACUCUCGCAGCCUCAACAGCAAAGUUCCGAAACAGAGUCCCAGCACAAAUGCAAAGAUGUAUACCACUGUACAUGGCCUGCGUCUUUCUCCUCUUCAUCAUCCUUAACUUCGACAUCUUCUACUCCAUACCCAGUCCCCUCGGGGCCUUCCGAAAAGAAAAACCAGUCAUGACACCAUCGCGCUUCAGCUCGUUUCCACAAAAGAUCUGGCAGACGUGGAAAGUAGACCCGCUGAACUUUGAGGAUCGUGAUUUGGUCACUUCGAGGACGUGGGUGAAUAAGAACCCGGGGAUGCGAUAUGAAGUUCUCACAGAUGAUAACGAGCUUGCUUUUGUGGAGGAGCACUUUGGCGCGGGGACUGUUAUAAAUCGGCCGGAUAUUGUCGCGUUUUACAAGAGCAUCAACCUGCACAUCAUCAAGGCUGAUCUCUUGAGAUAUAUGGUCAUGUAUGCACAAGGAGGUGUCUACGCCGAUAUUGACGUCGAAGCUCUACGGCCUGUGUAUCGGUUUGUCCCAGAGCGAUACGACGAGCACGACAUUGACUUGAUUGUCGGCGUUGAAAUCGACCAGCCCGAGUUCAGCGACCAUCCUAUCCUCGGCAAGAAGUCAAAAUCAUUCUGCCAAUGGACCAUUAUUUCAAAGCCCCGCCAGCCCGUCAUGCUCAAGCUGAUCGAGCACAUCAUGGCGUGGCUCAGGGACGAGUCCAAGAAGCAAAGGGUCCCGCUGGGAGAUAUCCAGCUCACCUUUGACCAAGUUAUCAGCGGCACUGGGCCUUCGGCUUUUACAUCAGCGCUGCUUGAGCAGAUGAACAGAAACCAUCGCGGCGGAAAGGUCACAUGGGAUCUAUUCCACAACAUGGACGAAUCUAAAGUCGUCGGCCGCGUCCUCGUUCUUGACGUCGAGGCUUUCUGCGCCGGCCAAGGCCACUCGAAUUCCGGAAACCACGACUCCCGCGGCGCCAUGGUGAAGCAUCACUACCACGCUUCCAACUGGCCGAGCAAGCAUCCGCGCUACAGCCACCCAGCUUACGGCCAGGUUGAAGACUGCAACUGGAACGUGGAGUGCGUGAGGCUGUGGGAUGAGAAUGUCGCAGAGUACGAGAAGUUGAGCGAGGAGGAGAAGAAGGUCAAGAUCGAGCAGGCUAAGAGGCCUGACAUUGGUAUUGAUCUCACCAAGAGUGAUAUCGGGAUGCCGGACGAGAAGCCCGACAUCGGUAUGCCGGCUGAGAAGCCUGAUAUUGGAAUCUGA